GAAGGAUGAGCCCAUAAGUAUCCAUCACUCAAUAUAAGAUGGGUACAGUAUGAGCUGAUGGAUACUUUUGGACUCAUCCUGCCUUUGGAUUGGAACUUUUGAUUCACGACCGGGCUCAGUUGAGCAGCCCAAUGUAACACGAUCAGCCCUGGGACGUCUCAUCAUGCGCUCGUAUUCCAGCCACCGUAUUGUACCAAUGAUACGUGAUUGAUUUGCCCGUGUCAUGGUACCUUUAUUUAUUGGGCAACUGUUUAUGUGAAUACACGAUCCCAAAGCCCAAGAUCCGAUUGGAUUUCACAAUGCGCUUCCUUCAUUCCGUCGACCUUACUUUUAAUACCUUUGUUGAUGAUAGGGAUAUGCCCAAAUAUGCCAUUCUCUCUCACACUUGGGGGCAGGACGAGGUAACUUAUAAAGAGAUGAAGAAGCGUCCUGAUGAUGCUGCUAAGAAGCAGGGUUAUCAGAAGAUCAAAGCGUCCGCUCAGAGAGCACGCGAAGAUGGCCUCGAGUAUUUUUGGGUUGACACUUGUUGUAUCGAUAAAUCCAGCAGCGCGGAGCUUUCAGAAGCGAUUAAUUCCAUGUAUCUGUUAUAUCAGAACUCUCAGGUCUGCUACGCUUUCUUAAGCGACGUGUCAACACCGUCGACUCACACGAGCGAUCGCACAUGGAAAGCUGAAUUCCAAUCUUCGCGAUGGUUUACCCGCGGCUGGACGCUUCAGGAGCUAAUUGCUCCUAAGUCAUUGAAAUUCUAUUCUCGCAGCUGGUCCUAUAUUGGAACGAAAGUGGAGCUGGCCGUGGCCAUUACGGAGAAAACUGCCAUCCCGCAAGGUGUCAUCAUAUCCGGAGACUGUUCCAACUCAUCUGUUGCACAGCGAAUGAGCUGGGCCGCGGGUCGACAGACAUCCAGAAGAGAGGAUGAAGCAUACUGUCUGAUGGGAAUCUUUGACGUUAACAUGCCAAUGCUUUAUGGUGAAGGGAGGCGUGCGUUUCUGCGCCUACAAGAAGAGAUCCUCACGAAAUCUGACGAUCUGUCUAUCUUUUCAUGGGUGAGCCCCAGGAUGGUGUUUUCAAGUUAUCGAGGCCUCCUAGCCCGCGAGGUGUCUGAAUUUGCAGAGUGUAGUGACAUUGGGUGGGUAAGAGGCACGAACAACGACCCGUAUCAAAUCACGAACAAAGGGAUACACAACUCCCUACCACUCACUGCAAGAGAAGGGAGACCUGGUGAGUUUAUAGCCCUUUUAAGAGGGGUUUACAAGAAGCCAGACAUGAAAAUAGGGAUAUUUCUCCAGAGCGUGGGAAAAGAACAAUACGGGCGCAUCGAAUCGGACCAAUUGGCAUUGCCACAGUUCCAUCUGCCCGAGGAGAAAACAUCUCUGAUUAAACUGUUUGUCCGUCAGAACGUUGUGAUGGAAGAUGCAAGCCACAAUCGAGUCGCAGGCGUGUCACUCAUCUUCGAUGGCUCCGUUAUGGAGCUGCUGAAGCCACCGCCAACAGCCUCCUGGAAUGAGGAGGCGAAAUUUUUCGCAUUCGAAGGGCCGAUACAGUCCAAAAAGCCACCCGUCUUCAUGUGCACACUCCGCAGUAUUGGGACGCAGGGCGAUGGAAUCACGAUCACUGUUGAUGCCAGCAACCAAUGGGGCUCAGUAUUGGGAAUUGAAAAGGGAUGGAAUAAAGCGCCUGCUCUAACACCAUUUAUUCAUAAGUUUCAUUGUCGGAGGCCGAGGCACCCUGUUUUGGAAGUCAAUCUCGAGAGAGGAAUCUUUGACGGAGAAGCUCAACUGAAACUUACGGUCAAGAGCUUAACAGUUGGGAAUGGUCCCGGUACCCAUGCUAUAAGACCCAGGGUACCGGCAGGAUCGUCUCGCUCUUGGCCUCACUGAGAGACUCCAGUUUCAAAACGGCAAGUAACCAGAUAAGCAAAUCACAAGAGUCUCGGGCCAUUAAGCCUGUGGCUGUACAGGGCCUCAUGACGGCUCUGAUCAG
Molecule: messenger RNA, 1980 nt
Organism: Xylaria bambusicola
Lineage: Eukaryota; Fungi; Ascomycota; Sordariomycetes; Xylariales; Xylariaceae
Product: HET-domain-containing protein
Exons: 2
Coding region: 300-1877 (525 amino acids)
Source: RefSeq, a predicted model, not a curated record